AUGAGUCCAUCAAACGUUUCUGGUGAUGACAGUCUUACAGCUGUGAGUGCAGAUGGAGGGCGAUCCCAAAAAAGGGAAUUUGGGAAGAGUACAGCGCCUCCUUCACUCGCCAACUAUGAGUACCCCAGCCUGCCAGUAACCAAAAACAGACAGGAGCUGGUUUCCCUCAUAGAAAACAACUCUGUAGUGAUCAUCCGAGGAGCCACAGGCAGUGGCAAGACCACCCAGGUGCCACAGUACAUUCUGGACCACUACAAUGAGAAAAACGCCCCAUGCAACAUCGUGGUCACUCAACCCCGUAAAAUUGGAGCCACUAGUAUUGCCCGAUGGGUUGCUACACAACGAAAAUGCACCCUUGGAAGUCUAGUAGGAUAUCAGGUUGGUCUGGAGAAGAUGGCUACUGAACACACACGGCUAAUCUACAUGACUACAGGAGUACUACUGCAGAAACUGGUUACAGCAAAAUGUCUCACAGAGUACUCACACAUUUUUGUAGAUGAGGUUCAUGAGCGGACUGAAGAAAUGGAUUUUCUCCUGCUGGUUUUGAGAAAACUCCUUCAUUCCAACUCUCGUUAUGUAAAGAUUAUCCUCAUGUCAGCCACCAUUAACUGCAGAGAGUUUGCUAAAUACUUCGGCACUCCAGUUCGUGGAAAGAUGAACCCAGCCUACAUUUUUGAAGUGGAGGGGAGGCCCUAUGCCAUUGACGAGUAUUAUCUGGAUGACCUCCACAACCUGUUACCGCAAAAGGUUGAGUUGCCUCAUCUAGAUGACCCUUACAUCUCAGUAGAAAUGUAUAAUCUCGCCAUCAGUCUCAUUCAGAGCUUUGAUGAAUUAGAAGGCAAAGAUUCCAGCAACGCAGAGAAUGGAGGUGGUGUGACAUCAUCAGAGAGAGGCAGCGUGCUGGUGUUCCUCCCUGGCAUGUAUGAGAUUAGCUACAUGCAGGAGGCCUUAGCCAAACUGGUCCACAAAAGAUUGCAGGUUUAUCCUUUGCACUCCUCUGUGACUCUGGAGGAACAAAAUGGUGUGUUUUUGCUGCCUGUGCCUGGAUACAGGAAGGUCAUCCUUUCCACCAACAUUGCAGAGAGUUCAUUGACUGUUCCAGACGUCAGAUAUGUAAUUGACUUCUGCCUGGCCCGUCACAUGGUUUGUGAUGAAGAUACCAAUUAUCAGUCCCUGCGACUCACCUGGGCAUCCAAAACUAAUUGCAACCAGCGCAGAGGUAGGGCAGGCCGAGUUUCUAAGGGCUACUGUUACCGUCUUGUUACCAAAGAGUUCUGGAGGAAUGAAAUCCCAGACUCCAUGAUCCCUCAGAUGCUGCUCGCCCCCCUGGCCACCAUCAUGUUGAAAGUGAAGCUGCUGGACAUGGGAGAUUGCCGCUCUCUCCUCUCCACAGCCCUCUCACCCCCCAAUCUCAGCGACAUAGCGAGGACAGUGCUCCAACUCAAAGAGAUGGGUGCACUGUCUGGAAAAAGUGAUGGCAGGAGUCGGUUUGACGAUGGUGAGCUGACUUUUCUGGGUAGAGUCCUGGCCCACUUACCUGUGGAUCUGUACCUGGGGAAGAUGAUUGUCCUGGGCCAUGUGUUUGGCUGUCUGGACGAAUGCCUCAUCAUAGCUGCCUCACACUCUUUGAAGACCUUCUUUGCCAUUCCAUCGAUGCAGAAGCUCGCUGGCCACAGGAGCAAGUUGGCUUUUGCCCGCGGUACCCCCAGUGAUUCCAUAGCUCUUGUUAAUGCCUUCAAGGCCUGGUACACAUCCAAAAAGAAAGGACAGCUGAGACGCCCAAAGGAUGAGCUCGACUGGGGAAGAGAGAACUUCAUUCAGAUGAAGAGAAUCAGGGAGGUUGCAGAGCUGUAUGAGGAUCUAAAGAAGCGUGUUGCUCAGUUCAACAUGCUUGUGCCAGAUGACACUCAACCCUCUGACUACACCAGUGUGCACAGACAGAAGUUCAUUCUGCAGGUGGUUAUUGCAGGUGCCUACUACCCCAACUACUUUGUUCAGGGAGAUAUAGACGAAGACUUGGCAUCCAGAGAGUUGAGUGGUUUUAACCACAGAACAACAGUGAUGGUGAGGAACCUCCCUCCUUACAGUUUCCUGUACUACAAACAGCUGCAGUCCAUGUUCCGCUUGUGUGGCCAGGUCAAAACCAUUUCCUUUGACUGCUCCAGAGCAUAUGUGGAGUUCUACAGAACGUCCCAGAACUCGGGGGAGCUGCCUGAGGUGUCCCUUGCUCUCCUUCUGAAUCAGAAGAGUCAUACCCUGGAGCUGUCUGUCUACCCCAUUGAUCAGAUAGAGAUGUGUGCAGGGAACAGAGGAAUAACGAAUAUGAAAUAUUCACGGGUGAGUGUAGACUUCCAGAGCCAGACUGUCUCCCCAGUGGAUGUGGUGAGCUGCAUUAUUGAUCCAGACAAGAUUCCUCCCAACCGGAUGUUUAUAGUCACCAUUACUGAGGUAGUGGAGGUGGGUCAUUUCUGGGGCUUCCAGGCUGAUGAUGCUAGCUUGGAGAAACAACGCCACCUGACAACAGAGAUAAACAAUCGCACACUGGAUCCUGUUGCUGUGUCACUCUACCCAAACCUGCUUUGCCUGGCUCCUUUUUCAGAGGCCAAUGCGCAGUGUCUGUACUACCGGGCCAAGAUCCUGCACGUGCGUGGGAACUCAGUAGAGGUGUUCUUCCUGGACUUUGGCAAUACAGCAGUUGUCACCUGUAGCAGUCUCAGAGAGCUGCCCUCUGACCUCCUGUCUCACCCAUUCCAGGCCCAGGAGUUCCAAGUUAUUGGAAUGCGUCCGUCAGCCCAGUCCAUGAUCCUGGGAAACCAGUGGAGCAGCCUCGCCCGUGACCGCUUCAUCAUACUGGUGAAGGGCCACUCGCUCAUGGUGUCUCUGUACUCUAUCGUUCACAACAUCAUGCGUGUGGAGCUGCUCACCAUCAUAGACAUGGAAAACACCAGUGUGGUAGACAUCUUGGUUCGGGAAGGUCAUGCUGUCAAGGUUGAGGAGAGCUAUGACUCUAAGCAAAGCCACGACAUACUGAUGUCCCUGUACAAGGACAUGGAGACAGGGAAAUGUGUCCCCAAUGUGGUCAGCAGCUUCUGGAGGGAACGAAAGAAAGAGGAAAAGGAGCACAUUGACAACCUGCUUGACCACUUUUCCAAGAGCCGCCAGUCCUUUUCUAAGACAAAGGUUCAACUGCAUGGACCAAGCAGUCCAUAUAAGGCCAACUUCCACAGCAUAAGCCACAAGACCUACUACAAGGCAGUGAUAAUCGACAAAAACAGCAUAAACUCCCUGGCAGUGAUUGAAAACCCUCACUACAAAUUUCAGAGGAUGUUGGUUGCUGGGAAUGUGUCUGUCAGCUCGAAAGGAACACAUCUUCUACUGAGGGACACCACCCUUAUGCCAGACAUCCCCGGUCUGCCUGCACUCACCACCAUGCUCUUCACCCCCGUCAUGGAGCUACGCACCAAUGAAGAGAGGACAUGCUACACAGGGGCUCUCUGUGGCCUGGGGUGGAACAGCCAGACACAAGAGGGCAUCCUUCCUGAGCACGACAUCGAACUCGCCUUUGAUGUCAAGUUUGAUGUGGAAGACAUCACUGAGAUGAAUGCGUUGCGCCAGGCCAUAAACCGCCUCGUGUGUGAAGGCCCCAACGGCACUCUGCAUCUGGGGCUGGACAAGCUCGUUCACCUGCAGGACGACUGUCGAGAGCGCCUCACAAGAUUGUACAGCAAGCAACUGCAAAGGGAAGUCGUCCCUCCAGAGUACUACAAGUUACCAGAGAAAUGGAACCAGGUGGAUCCUUAUCUGAAGAUGGACAUUGUUCAGCCAGGAGAUGGGAAAACCAGAGGGGUUCUAUUCCAGCUACAUCCUAUUAUUCUGCUCAACAGCUAAAAAAAUCCAGUUACCUGUGCGUUUGUGUUGAAAAUACUGUUUGUUUUGCCUGUUAAAUAAUGGUUGAUUAUGUUUGAAGGAUUUUUAAGUUGAUUGCAGCUUACAGCAGCGCAGCAGAAUCGGUGGUAUUUUCUUUUACAUUAGGUGCAUUACUGUAAUAGUUGAUCUGUGUUAAAAUAAGCAGCUGCGAGGAAUGUUCAUGAUCAUUGAUCCAAUCCAUCCAUUGUAGGUUCAUGUUACAGUGCAUCAGUGGGUCAUUAAAAAUAGUCGAAACAGAUGAGGCUUGUCAGUCGUCAUUCAAACAGUCUCAUUGUGACUCGACCCAUGUUAAAUUUGUCACAAAGUCACACACACACACACACACACACACACACUCUCUCCUACAUAGGUUUGCCAGAAGUCACUGGUCUGUAUUUAUAGCUCACCAUUCCAAGUGUCCAGUCCAGUGUUUUCCCUGUAUACUGUAAAUGCUGCAGAGUCACACGGUAUUAUCACCUCAAACUUAGCCACAGUGUCAUUCAGCUCAUCUUCACCAACGUGAACUCAUAAGUAAAGAGGACAUGUUAUACAUCAACGUACAUUUAUUUUCUUAUUCUUGUAAUUAAAUACAUACUGUAAGUGCAAAUAGUUAAAGAGUCCAGGGUCUAAAGAACUACAGAGUAUAGUUGAACAUAGUACAAAGUUGGACAGUUAUUCAAACAAGCUAAAUAUCACCAGAUACUCCUUGUCUUCAUAGUAGUUGUACAACAGUACCUAAAACAUGAGCGUGUGUAUUGUUCCUUAUGGGUAUACAAAAGCAAAAACCCUACAAUUACCACAUCUAAGACGCAUAUUGUUAAAUUAUUUUGUGCUUGGAAACACCAAAAGGAAAUCAUUUUGAUAUUUAUAUAUAUUGACAUAUACUGAGAGAAGCCCCAUCUGCUAACUCAGAAACAUGAAGCAGUAUUUAACAUUGGCAGCAGAGCACGUCUGUGGGCAUUUAGCUUUUUUGGGCCAAACCGUACAGUUUGUGGUAAGCACUGCAAAGCAAAAAAAAUGUAGCGUGAUGUAAAAACUGCACAAAA
Molecule: messenger RNA, 4952 nt
Organism: Sphaeramia orbicularis (orbiculate cardinalfish)
Lineage: Eukaryota; Metazoa; Chordata; Actinopteri; Kurtiformes; Apogonidae
Gene: tdrd9
Product: tudor domain containing 9
Exons: 35
Coding region: 1-3888 (1295 amino acids)
Cellular component (GO): intracellular anatomical structure
Molecular function (GO): helicase activity; RNA binding; ATP binding
Source: RefSeq, a predicted model, not a curated record